AUGAUACCGAUGGGGACUUUGCAUGGACUCUCACGUCUUCAGCAGCUCACGUGGCCAGAUCAUUUAGACGUACCAAUAGAAGAAAUUGAGGCAUCGUCACGGUUGGAAGUAUUUCAAGGCAGGUUAAAUAGCAUACGUGAUCUCAAUCGGUUAAUCAACUCACGAAAAAUUGGCGAGCAAUCCUUUUUGUACAAUAUUAGAAUAAGUUCUCGAAAAACAUUCAAACCACGAGAAGAUCUCAUUUUACGAUGGAAACAUUUGAGUUUUCGAAAAGACAGUCUCAUGGAAUCCUCUUUAGACACAGAUAAGUAUAUGCUACCACGAUAUAUUGAGAUUUUAUCAUUUUCAAGAAGUGGCUUGAGUGGUUGCUUAUUAGAUGAUUUUCCAAUGUCGAAUUAUGCUAGAGAUUUAAAAGAAUGCUGGAUACAAAAGGAGGAUAAAAUAGAGUGCAUCAUGAGGUUAGAGAACGAACAACACUCUAGCACUGGGGUCCCAUUCCAAAGCCUUAAAACGAUGUAUAUGAGUGGCUUGCCAAAUUUAAUCGGUCUCUUCAAGUGGGAAGCAGUCGCACCUCUUCCACCUGGCACAUUUUCCUGUCUUGAAUAUUUGACAAUUCAUGGUUGUGGUAAAAUCGAGAAGCUUUUCCCUCAGAGUUUGGCACAUAAUUUCCAUAACCUCCAAGAAUUGACUGUCGAGAACUGUGUACAAAUGGAGGAGAUAAUAGAAGAUGACAACAAUGAAGGAGCUGAUAUCACAUUGCCAAAGUUAAGGAACUUGUAUCUGGAGAAUCUGCCACAACUAAAGAGCAUCUGCAAGGGAAAGAUGAUUUGUGAUUCCAUUGAGUCCAUUAAUUUGAAGGGCAUUGAUAAUGUAAAGGAAUUGCCUUUAAAUUUACCGCUUCUCCACGGACAACUAUCUCCUCCCCCACGUCUUGAAAAAAUAGUCGUAGACGACAAAGAAUGGUGGGAAUCAUUGGAGUGGGACCAUCACAAUGCCAAAAAUGUCCUUCAACCCUUGGUUUCUUUUGAGAAUCCGUUCGAAACAGGAUUGAUUCUUCCUUGCAUCUUGACAUCUUGA
Fraxinus pennsylvanica is the source of this 1077-nucleotide messenger RNA. NCBI's taxonomy places the organism in Eukaryota, Viridiplantae, Streptophyta, Magnoliopsida, Lamiales, Oleaceae. The record is from the annotation of a GenBank genome assembly.